AUGGUUGAUUCUUUACAAAAGGCCUCGUCAGCAGUUCACAGCGAGCGGACACCCACAUCAUCGACACGUACGGGUGCUGCUCACUCCACAAAUCAUAAUCAACCAUCAGACGCUGCUAGUCAACAAAACUGCACAUCGUCAACGGCAGUGCAGGAUGACGACGAGGGUGACAAUGUCGCGGCUUACAUGGAUGCGAUGAAUGAUCGACCCAUUGAACAAGAACAAGCCGCAGUACCACUUUAUCUUGGCGAACCGCAUCUUCUGUCAUUUGUGAUGGAUGUCUGCAACUCUGGGCACCAGUCUCACUACCUGGUGCCACGCGCCGCGGCUCGCACGCUUCCUUCAGACGACUUGACCUUUUUACGAGUCAAGGGCUGCUUCUCAUUACCUAGUCCCAAGGUGUGCGAAAGUUUGUUGAAACACUACUUCCACUACGUCCAUCCACUGCUGCCGAUUGUGGAUGCCAACCGGGUGCUCACUCAAUAUCACCACGAAGGUGACGCACCGUGCGUGAACCUGCUCCUCUUGUGGAGCAUGUUCUUUGCCGCCGCAAAUUUUGCAAGCCCUGAACUGGUCCAGGAAGCCAAAUAUGCUUCGCGGAAAGCAAUGAAGAGAGAUCUGUACCAGAGAGCAAAGUUAUUGUAUGAUUCCGACUACGAAACUGACAAGAUCGUGGUCAUUCAAGCGGCGCUUCUACUCAGCUACUGGUUCAUCGACUCCGAGGACCGCACUGGCACCUACCAUUGGAUAGGCAUUGCCAUCAGCCUUUGCCAUACCAUUGGCCUGCAUCAAGAUACCCAACGCCCAUCCUUGAAGACGGCUACCUUACCCAACGCCCAACACGCCCUAUGGAGAUCGAUAUGGUGGUCAUGCUUGUGCCGAGAGACUUGGAUCUCUUUCGGUAUGGGGCGCCCGAUGCGGAUCAUGAUGGAGAACUGCAACGUUCCCAUGCCGACCCUCGAGGACGUGAUGCUGUUGUACGGAAAUGACACGACCCCCGGGCGAGAAUCUCUCAUGCCCCAAGAAGUGCCCUCGCUCGCCCUGUGUUGGCUCAAGAUGCUGAACACGACAGUGGCACUGUACAACAUCCACCGGACACACUACGGUCCUAACAGAGCAAAGUCCUCGACGGCUGACAUUGCCCGUGAUCAAGACAUGUUGCUGAAUUGCGCCCAAAUGCCGUCUGCUUCCGGCACCAGUCAAGGCAUACACCAGCCCUUGAGACUGGUCCAACAGCAACUCGAACUCAUUGAACAGUAG
Fonsecaea pedrosoi CBS 271.37 is the source of this 1260-nucleotide messenger RNA. RefSeq lists its product as uncharacterized. Gene Ontology annotation, molecular function: DNA binding; zinc ion binding. The record is from RefSeq and is a predicted model, not a curated record. The coding region runs from base 1 to 1260 and encodes 419 amino acids. The transcript has 4 exons. Lineage: Eukaryota; Fungi; Ascomycota; Eurotiomycetes; Chaetothyriales; Herpotrichiellaceae. Gene Ontology annotation, biological process: DNA-templated transcription.